Messenger RNA from Apodemus sylvaticus (European woodmouse), 312 nucleotides. Its product is annotated as prothymosin alpha-like. The coding region runs from base 1 to 312 and encodes 103 amino acids. Gene Ontology annotation, cellular component: nucleus. The record is from RefSeq and is a predicted model, not a curated record. The transcript has a single exon. Gene Ontology annotation, molecular function: histone binding. Lineage: Eukaryota; Metazoa; Chordata; Mammalia; Rodentia; Muridae. Gene Ontology annotation, biological process: negative regulation of apoptotic process; positive regulation of transcription by RNA polymerase II.
AUGUCAGACACGGCAGUGGGCACCAGCUCCGAGAUCACCACCAAGGACUUGAAGGAGAAGGAAGUUGUGGAGGAGGCAGAGAAUGCAAGAGAUGCACCUGCCAAUGGGAACGCUCAAAAUGAGGAAAAUGGGGAUUGGGAGACUGACAAUGUUGUAGAUGGAGAAGAGGAAGAAUGUGAAGAAGGUGAUGGUGAGGAAGAGGAUGGAGAUAAAGUUGAGGAAGCUGAGGCUUCUAUGGGCAAGCAGGUGACUGAGGAUGUUGAGAAAGAUGGUGCUGACACCAAGAAGUACAAGACUGAUGAGGAUGACUAG